Cebus imitator (Panamanian white-faced capuchin) is the source of this 1164-nucleotide messenger RNA. RefSeq names its product prostaglandin F synthase 1-like. The transcript is spliced from 8 exons. The record is from RefSeq and is a predicted model, not a curated record. The coding region runs from base 57 to 1013 and encodes 318 amino acids. Lineage: Eukaryota; Metazoa; Chordata; Mammalia; Primates; Cebidae. Gene Ontology annotation, cellular component: cytosol. Gene Ontology annotation, biological process: progesterone metabolic process; daunorubicin metabolic process; doxorubicin metabolic process. Gene Ontology annotation, molecular function: ketosteroid monooxygenase activity; bile acid binding; androsterone dehydrogenase [NAD(P)+] activity.
AUUUCCCUUAAUAAAGGGGAAAAAAAACCUCUGCUUCACAAGAAAAGUAAAAGAAGAUGAGUUUUACCAGACUGCUUUCUGUACACCUGAAUGAUGGACACUUCAUGCCUAUGCUGGGGUUUGGCACCUCUGCCCCUAGGAAGGUUGCCAUGAGUAAUGUAGAAGAAGCCGUCCAGGUGGCAAUAGAUGUAGGCUACCGCCAUAUUGACUCAGCUUAUUUGUACCUGAAUGAAGAAGCCAUUGGGCAGGCCAUCAGGAAGAAGAUUGCCAAUGGCACUGUGAAAAGAAAAGAUAUAUUCUAUACCACAAAGCUGUGGGGCACCUUUUCCCGCCCAGAAUUGGUCCAAAGAGGCCUUGAACUGUCACUGCAGAAACUUCAGCUGAGCUACGUGAAUCUUUACCUUAUUCAUUACCCGGUAUCUCUGCAGCCUGGAAAGGAGUUUAUCCCAAUGGACUCACAGGGAAAGAUCAUUUUUGACACAGUGGAUCUCUGCAGCACAUGGGAGGCCAUGGAGAAGUGUAAGAACACAGGAUUGGCCAAGUCCAUCGGGGUGUCCAACUUCAACCGCAGGCAGCUGGAGAUGAUCCUCAACAAGCCAGGGCUCAAGUACAAGCCCGUCUGCAACCAGGUGGAAUGUCACCCUUACCUCAACCAGAGCAAACUCCUGGAGUACUGUAAGUCCAAGGACAUUGUCAUGACUGGAUAUGCUGCCUUGGGGUCUGACCCAGGCAAGGAAUGGGUGAAAACAGACAACCCAGUUCUCCUGGAGGAUCCAGUACUCAAUGCCAUUGCUGAAAAGCACAGGCGAACUCCAGCCCAGGUUGCCUUGCGCUACCAGCUGCAGCGGGGGGUGGUGGUCCUGGCCAAGAGCUUCACUGAGAAGAGAAUCAAAAAGAACUUCCAGAUUUGUGACUUCCAGCUCACACCAGAGGACAUGAAAACCAUAGAUGGCCUGAACAAGAAUAUGAGCUAUUUUGAAAAUGUAAGUAGCUUGUUUUGUUGUCAACACUAGGGAGCAGGACAGUGGGGGGAAUUCAGCUGAUUUCAAUCCAUAGAGGGCAGCGUCUGUUGCUUAGGAAAGCUUUUGGAAAACAUUUUUUCUUCCAACUUCAGAUCAGAGAUAUUUUGUUCCAAGGCUCAGGGCUCUGCCCAGACAAGAGUGU